This is a messenger RNA of Entamoeba dispar SAW760, 456 nucleotides long. RefSeq lists its product as uncharacterized. NCBI's taxonomy places the organism in Eukaryota, Evosea, Mastigamoebida, Endamoebidae. The transcript has a single exon. The record is from RefSeq and is a predicted model, not a curated record. Bases 1 to 456 code for a protein of 151 amino acids.
AUGAAUAGAAACACUAUCUUUCUUAUAACUUUCAUAAUUAACUAUGUGAUAGGACAAACAAACUCAACAAGUGAAUAUUCUAAUGAAAUAGAGAUAAAUAAUGAUAAGUCAGAAAAAAAGACAAUUGCAAUAAUAGUCUCUUCUCUUUUUGUCUCAUUUCUUAUAGUUUGUGCUGUUAUUCUUAUAGUGGCUGUAGUUGUUCGGAAGUAUCUAAAUCUUAAGUCUCAAAAACAAAACAAUGAAGAAGAAAUACCUAAAUCUCUUUCAACUUCUUCAAGUCCAGAAAACAAAGACAAAGAAUCAAUACCAAAUAAAUCUAUGACUGAAGUCUCAAUAGAACUUGAAAACCAACAUAAAAGCACAAAUUCUUCAUUCUCUAAUACUUCUUCAGUAUCUUCUCAGACACAUUCCAGUGGUAGUUCUAAUGAAGAAAACAAAAAAGAAUUACAAAAUUGA